UGUAUCAUUUAAUAUUCGGGUGGUGCGUUAAGAUUUCUGUACAUCUAGUUGUGCACGUAUAUAUAGACCACACGGGUAGAUUGGAUCAUUAUCGUUCCUAUCGUACAAUCCGGUACAUCGAACUAAAAUGGCAUUCAAGUUCAUCGUUUUCGCCACCGUCCUGGCCUACGCCCAUGCUGGCAACCUCAUCGGUGCCCCACUAGCCGCCCCCUUGGCUUACGCCACCCCCGCUAUUGCUAAAGUUGCCGCACCAAUCGCUGUGGCAAGAGCUGAACCAUACGACCCCAACCCCCAGUACCAAUUCGGCUACAACGUCCAGGACUCUCUGACCGGCGACUCCAAGAGUCAAGUAGAAUCCAGAAGCGGCGAUGUUGUCCAGGGUCAAUACUCCUUGGUCGAACCUGAUGGUUCAAGACGUAUCGUGGACUACACUGCCGAUCCAGUCAACGGUUUCAACGCUGUCGUCCGUAAAGAACCCUUGGUAGCAAAGGCUGUGGUUGCCGCCCCAGCUGUUGCAGCUGUACGCGCUGCUCCAGUUAUAGCCCAACCUGCCUUGAUCCGCUCUGCACCUCUUCUGGCUCAACCAGCUUAUGCAACAUCCUUGGUUAGAUCAUCACCCCUUCUGGCACAACCAGCUUACGCAUCACCUUUGAUCCGAUCUGCUCCCCUUUUGGCCAGGACCGCAUACGCCGCCCCAGCUCUGAGCUACACUACCUCUCUCAUCCACUGAAUGAAAACGAUGUAUAUAUGACUGUUUUGUUUAUAAGACUAUUGUUAGAAUAUUUAUUUCAUGAUUAAAUUU
This is a messenger RNA of Coccinella septempunctata (seven-spotted ladybird), 802 nucleotides long. RefSeq names its product larval cuticle protein A2B-like. The record is from RefSeq and is a predicted model, not a curated record. The transcript has 2 exons. NCBI's taxonomy places the organism in Eukaryota, Metazoa, Arthropoda, Insecta, Coleoptera, Coccinellidae. Gene Ontology annotation, cellular component: extracellular matrix. Bases 128 to 730 code for a protein of 200 amino acids.